Molecule: messenger RNA, 2532 nt
Organism: Lacerta agilis (Sand lizard)
Lineage: Eukaryota; Metazoa; Chordata; Lepidosauria; Squamata; Lacertidae
Gene: LONRF3
Product: LON peptidase N-terminal domain and ring finger 3
Exons: 11
Coding region: 112-2100 (662 amino acids)
Molecular function (GO): protein binding
Source: RefSeq, a predicted model, not a curated record
CCACCAGCGCUAAGCUUGGCUGCCGAGGCUCUCCAGGCGCGCGGUUUGGAGCGCUCUUCUCCCUCGGCUUCCUUCGCCGUCUCUGCGUCCUCGCUGCCGCCAGAUACCACGAUGCGCCCGCCCGAGUGGCAGGGGAUGCUCCGGAGGACAGAAUGGUGGCUGGCCCAGGGCGGGCAGCUCCCCGAAGCCCUUCAGCUCUGUCAGCUGGCCUCGGGCCACCCUCGGCAGCUGCGCGCGGAGCAAAUGGGCGAGUUGGUGGAUUGCAUGGCGCGCAGCAUCCGCAUGAAAAGCGGCUCUGUUAUAGCAGGGACAGUGCCCGGCACGGAUCCGGGACGUGAAUGGGAGGUCUUCGGUUGCCGCAAAUGCCAAGGUUUCCUCUACGAGCCUGUCUCGUUGCUCUGCGGCCACACUUUUUGCAAAAAGUGCCUGGAGAAGGAGAGGAGCCAGGCGGCAACGGCGGCAGGAUGCAGCCUCUGUCCAGAGGGCAAGAGCGUUCAACCCCGGCUCCGGAUAAAUGUCAUCCUCAGCAACCUGUUGGCCAAAUGUUUUCCUGGAAGAGUGAAGGCGUCGCGGCUCCGGCAUGAAGGGAAUCUCUUAUAUAAGGAGAAGAAUUUGCAGGCUGCCCUUCAGAAGUACAACGAAGCAGUCCGAUUAGCGCCCAAUGAUCAUUUGUUAUAUAGCAACCGGUCCCAGAUUAACUCAACUUUGAAAUGUUGUGAAGAAGCUUUGAAUGAUGCGGAAAUGGCCUGUAGUCUCCAGCCAUUGUGGGUAAAGGGUCACUUACGGAAGGGACAAGCCCUUGUUAAACUUGGGAAAACAGAAGAAGCUUUACAGGAGUUUUUAUUCUGCCUUGCCUUGGAUGCUGGGAACAAAACUGCCAGAUCAGAAGCUCAAAGGGCAAAUAUGGACAAGGAAAUGCACUUUGCUCUCCAUGAGGGUCAGAAAGCAGCUGACCACAGUGGCUUGGAAAAGUCCACCCCAGUGGCAGGGAGCAUGAAAGGAAGCUUGGUCAAGAGAAGGCACGCCUCUUCAGCGACUGAGACAGCCAUCCUUAUAUCUGAGAAGUGCCAUCUUCUAAAGAGAAAACACUACUCUGAUAAGGCCCCAAACACUGACCCACCUAGGAAAAUUAUGAAAAGGGAUGCAAGUGAGGGGAAAGGAUCCGGUGCUGGGAAGAGUGUUCUGUUUCAAUUUGUGGAACCAUCAGAUAUGGAGUGUUCGUUGUGCAUGAGGCUCUUCUACGAACCUGUCACCACCCCUUGUGGACAUACCUUCUGCCUGAAAUGCCUUGAAAGAUGUUUGGAUCACAACCCAAAAUGCCCCCUGUGCAAAGAGGGUCUCUCGGAGUGUUUGGCAACGAGGAAACACUGUAAGACAGUGCUGAUGGAAGACUUAAUUGCAAAGUACCUUCCUGAGGAACUCAUAGAACGAAGGAAGCUUCACGAAGAGGAAAUUGCUGAACUUUCCAACUUGAAUAACAACGUUCCCAUCUUCGUCUGCACAAUGGCCUACCCCACCGUCCCUUGCCCGCUGCACAUCUUUGAACCAUGCUACCGACUGAUGAUCCGCAGAUGCAUGGAAACUGGCACCAAGCAGUUUGGGAUGUGCAUUGGGGACCCUGUCAAAGGAUUUGCAGAUUAUGGCUGUAUUCUGGAGAUAAGAAAUGUGGAGUUCUUUGCGGAUGGCCGAUCUGUGGUUGACAGUAUUGGCAAGAGGAGGUUCAAAGUGUUGCAGCAUGGCCAACGCGACGGAUACAACACUGCAGACAUUGAGUACAUAGAAGAUCAGAUGGUGCAAGGAACAGAAAAUGCUGAGCUGAUUCUCCUUCACGAUUCUGUGUAUGACCAGGCCUACAAGUGGUUUGAUUCCCUCAAGACAGCGCUCAAGAGUCGUAUCCUCAGUCACUUUGGUCCAAUGCCUGCCAAGGAUUCAGAUCCACAGUGCAACCCAAAUGGCCCUGCCUGGUGCUGGUGGAUGCUUGCUGUCCUUCCUCUUGAGAGCAGAGCCCAGCUCCCGUUUCUUGCCAUGACAUCCCUGAAGGACCGUCUCUGCGGCAUCAGGCGCGUUCUUGCCUUUAUGUCCUGCCCGAGACCACGGUGAUAAGCGGCACAAGAGAUCCUGUGAAUCCUGUUGGAAUACUUGAGAGUCUCUCUCGGCUAACGGUGGCUGUUUCCUUACACUGAUGACUUCUUGAGCUUUCUCUCCUGCUAUUACAUCUCAUUGUCUCGGGCUGUUGUGCAGAAGAGAGUGGUGGCAGGCAGGCAUUUGUAAUGCAAAUGAACAUCCUGGCAAGCUUCAGGCUUUUCCAUUCUCAUUUUGCCAGCUGAGAAGCAAGAACUGCAGUGUUAAGCUUCAUGGGUGGAACAGCCCUUUAACAAGUUGCAAUGAUGUGUUAACAGAGAAGGAUUUUUUGGAGCAAGAAAUGGCUCUGACUUGAGUUCAACACAGCAAAAACUAUAGCUACUGUGCGGGGAGCAUGCAGCACGAUUCCCAAGCACGUUCUACUCGGAAGUAAGUCCUGAAAAGCGUGAC